AUGUCGCGCCGCUACCCGACCGCCGAGCUGUACGAGGAGCGCGAGCGCGACUUCUACCGCAACGGCAACCGCAGCGACCGCAACUAUGAGGAGCUUGACAUUGAGCUGCGCCGGGGCAGCGACCCGCGCCGCAGUGGGCCCGACUUCUUCCGCGACGACCGCCCGCCGACUGCUGGGCCCAUGGUCCUGCGCGGGCGAGAGCGCGACGAGGACACCUUCUCCAGAGCGCCGCCACCGCCCCGCAGCCGCCGUGGUGGCUUCGACGACGACGAUGCCAUUUCCAUGCGCAGCCGUCACCCGCCCCCGCCUUCUAGCCGCGAGAAGGAGGAGGUCGACGUGACCAUCCGACGUCGCGAGCACUCUAGAGGACCUCCCCCACGCGAGGCCCACUUUGACCGCGACAUCCCCUUCCGCCGCGGUGACGGCGCCCGCCCACGCGAGGUCAGCAUCGAGAGGGACGACGUCCGCUUCCGGGGCCGCGGCGACAACAUCGAUAUCCGCGCCUCGCACCAGGAGUUCAGCCGUGAUGGCCGCGACAUUUCUGCCGAGCGUGGCUCCAUCCGCUUCCAGGAGCGAGACGGUAAGUUCGACCUGCGUGCCUCUCGCCGUGAGUUCAGCCGCAACGGCAGGGACCGAAGCGUAGAGCGGGACUCUCUGGUCAUACGAGGCCGCGAGCGGUCUCUGCCCGCGCCCAGCUCCCGCGGAGAACUUAUUGCGCGCGAGCACGAGGAGCUCGUCGUUCGUCGGCCUCGCGAGCAGUCACGCGGGCCCCGCGAGCGCGAAGUCAUCAAGGACGAAAUAGUCAUUCGCCGCAUGGAAGAGCGCUCGCCGUCCCCUGAGCCCCCGCCACCGCCACCACCGCCACCACCAGCGCCUGAGCCAGAGAUUAGACCUCCAAUCAUCCAGGAGAUCAUCACACAUCACCGACAUAUUGAUCAUGGUGUCGAGAGAGCCCGCUCGCCAACACCUCCCCCACCUCCACCAGCGCCCCCGUCUCCUCCGCGCAACGAGCGUAUCGAGAUUGAGAUCAACCGGAGAGACCUCAGAACCAGGAAAGGCGGACGUUCGGAUUUCGAGGAGCUUGAGAUUGAGAUUGAUCGCAGCCGCAGCCGCAAUCAUGACUUUGAGGGCCCCGUAAAACCCAAGAAGAAGGACAUGUGGACAGAAGUCACCAAAGAUUUGGUUCUCCGCGAAGCCAUCGAUGGCAUGGGCUACAGGUGUGAAGAGACAGACGACUUCUACUACAUCAUGGAGUAUCUGCGCUACGAGGACGUUCUUCAGCUCGUCGAGAUCUCUGAUGACAUCCGUCGUAAGCGCAAGUCUCGCAUCAGGGAGAUCGAAUUUGAGCGCGAAGAGAUCCGUCGACCAAGUUCGGCGUACGAUGAUCGCUACUACGAGCACGAGGUCUCAUUUGACAGCCGUCGCAGUCGAUACCGUUAA
Molecule: messenger RNA, 1440 nt
Organism: Didymella exigua CBS 183.55
Lineage: Eukaryota; Fungi; Ascomycota; Dothideomycetes; Pleosporales; Didymellaceae
Exons: 6
Coding region: 1-1440 (479 amino acids)
Biological process (GO): actin filament polymerization
Cellular component (GO): cytoplasm; actin filament
Molecular function (GO): microtubule binding; actin binding
Source: RefSeq, a predicted model, not a curated record